AGAGCAUUCAAGAAACUGGUUCAAAGACCUUUGUGAAGCUUAUUGUAUUUAUAUACGUGGAAAAUCGAAUCUGACAGUGCUUCAUAAGAGAGUAUUCAAGAAACUGGUUCAAAGACCUUUGUGAAGCUUAUAUUUAUAUACGUGGAAAAUCGAAUCUGACAGUGCUUCAUAAGAGAGUAUUCAAGAAACUGGUUCAAAGACCUUUGUGAAGCUUAUUGUAUUUAUAUACGUGGAAAAUCGAAUCUGACAGUGUAUAUAGAUAUGAGCACACAAACUCGAACCAGCGGCGGAGGUCGCAAUCAAAAGAAGUCAAAUACCGUCACUGGUGGUGGCGGCGGCGGCGGAAGUGAUCCCACUGGUCAAACAGUAACCAAAAAGACAGAUGUUGUUAAAACAGAAAAAGAAAAGGGCCACAUUAAGCCAACUGCUGAACAAUUAAGGAUUGCCCAGAUAACAAACAGCAAUACAAAUGAGGACCCGCAGAUGCGUGAAAAAGUUGCUACGUUGAUAGAGAUGACGCAACGGUCCGAGGAAGAAGUAUGCUGUGCUUUGUAUGAAUGCGAUAACAAUUUAGAAAAGGCAGUUGUGUUCUUGUUGGAAACCUUACCAGUGGGCGCAUUUGAAACUUCAUCAAAGAAGAAAAAAAAUAAGGCUGCAAAUGCUGCGCAGGAAGGUGAAGGUGAAUGGAAUGACUCAAAUGCUAACACGGAUAAACGUGAAAAAUCGCGUAACCGUUCUAGUAAUCGUGGUGGUCGCGGUGGUACUGACAGUCGUGGAUGGCGUGGUAGAGAGUCUCGUGAAAAUGAUCGCAAUUUACGAGAAUCUCGUGGUGACAGAGACCGGGGUGGUGAUCGUGGUGACGACAAUUAUCGUCGUGGUGGUGGCCGAAGUGGCGGUGGCCGAGGUGGUAGCUAUAUGGGACGUGGUGGUAGAGGUGGUAGUCGCAUGGGUGGACUUGGUAGAGGACCACGAAAUGAUCGUGGUAGUCAUAGUUACGGAUCUCGCCAAAAUACCAAUGAAGAUCAUCAAGAGGUUGAACUGUGGGAUAAUACCAUAGCCCAAAAUGCUGAAAAGCAACAACAGUCGCAAGAUGAUGCAUGGGGGGAUUGGGACAAUGAGGAGUAUAUGGGUUCUUUGAAAGAAAGUCAAGUAUUUACACCAAGUAAUUUGUCAAAUCAGACAACGGCGAAUGUUGUUAGUGGCAAUACUGGUGGUACUUCUGAACUAUCAGCGCCACCUGGUCUAGAGCAUCAUUUAGGUACAUCAGUGCUUGGUGGUGCUUCUUCACAGCAACAAGGAUCUCAUUUAAAUGCUCUAGUAGGCAGCGCAGUAAACGCUGGUAGCAAUCUUGUGGAAGAUGCAUCAUCUGUGACUGGUGUUCAAAAUUCGGUAUCCUCUGUUACUUCACCAUUGAUGCAGUAUAGUGCUGCUGUUAACAAUACCGCACUACAACAGCAAUCAGUGUCGGGAACUGCAAAUAGUGCGCUGACGGGAGCAUCUCUCAAUGCUUCACAAUAUAAUAGUGCAGUGGACAGUUUUACCAAUGCUUCCGCUGCUGCAGCAAAUUUAGUACAACAAGUUCAGCAACACCAUCAGCAACCACAGAUAAAACCUUCCGGUACCCUAUCUGCGGAACAAUCUCAGUAUUUCAAUUCACUUACGUCGCAGAGUGCAGCUGCAGCCAAUGUACAACAACAGCAAAUGGUGUCAUACGCACAAAACAGCGGAGUACAAUAUCCAACAUCAUAUGCAAACGUUUUUGGUAAUUCUGCUACAUCAAAUGUAGGUGGAAGUGUGACUGUUGAUCAAACGCAAUUGUCAAAUGCACAGCAGCCACAAGUUAGAAGGACGCGACCAAAAUUACCACCACCGUCAAAGAUACCAUCGACUGCUGUUGAAAUGCCAGGUGAUACUCUAAAUAAUAUUGGUUAUCUCGAUGUGCAAUUUGGAGGUUUAGAUUUUGGCAAUGAAGAUUCUUUCGAUACUCUUUCGGAGAAGUUUAACAAUUCUGUGACGAUUGAUGCACAACAACAGCAAUUAGUGCAAUCACAACAGGAUGUUACGAAUGAUUACCAAGGGAAAACGAAUGUGCAACCAUCUACACUUACUACUGGACUGCAAAAUUCCCAAAUUGGAGACUCUUUAUCCACCAGUUACGUUCAACGAAGUUCUAAUCAACAGCAACAAGUUUCCUCAAAUGUCAAUAAUGUUGCAUCUGUUAGUGGAAAUAAUAAUGCAUUGGAUCAGUUAGCUAAAAAUGACCCAUACAAUCAAUCCAACUCAACAAAUGCAACUGGAUAUCAAAGCAGUUAUCAAACUAAUCCCACUGGUAAUAAAUCGAAUAAUGCUUAUCAACAAAAUGCACCACAGGGCUAUACUAACUCAAGUUAUGUUAACGUUCAGUCAUCAGCAGCAAAUACGUAUCAACCGCAAUACGGUUCCUAUCAACAGAAUUCAGUAAAUACGUAUCAGCAGUCACAACAGACCGGCGCUGCCCCAAGCACUACGAAUGCAGUUGUUAGUAAUAAUGUCAGUGGUAGUGGUAGUUCAUCACAAAACAUUCCUGUUGGUGGCAAUGGUACAAAUAGCUCAACCGGAAACACUAAUGCUGCAUAUUUAUCGACGGGUUAUCCAUCACAGCAAAAUUCAUAUCAGACCAGUCAGAAUGUUUAUGGUAAUACUGGCCUGACAAGUAAUACAGGGUUUGCUGGUAGCACAAGCACAUCAUCGUCUCAAUACAGUAACUUUAGUACUAGUGCUAAGUUAAAGGACACUACAUCUGCAUCUAACACCACGCAUUUUGACAGUGCUUCGUCAAACAGUGCUAGCAAUAGCAAUACUUCAGUGAGUUCGGUAUCCAGCGCGGUUAAUGCAGCAGCCACUGCUGCAAAUAGCAUCAGUUCAACAUCGCUUGGAGGAUUAUCGAACUCGAAAGUAUCAAAUUCUGCCUCUUCUAAUAGUGUCAAUGCGAAUAGUGCAAAUUCUGUUGGUAAUAAUAAUACCAGUGCAACUAACAGUGCGAACAGCGUUAGUAGUGUUAAUAAUAACAAUGUAUCCUCAGUCGUAGCAGCCACUGCAUCCGCUUCUACUGUUUCGUCAGGCAAUAAGAACAGCGCAGCUAAUAAUGCUGGUAUGGUGUCUAAUAUUCAAAUGGUUAGUCAAUAUAUUCAGACUGGAUUGCCAUAUUAUCAGCAACCAGUAUAUUCAUACGAGGAUAUACAAAUGAUGCAACAGAGAGUGCCACAUGUGGUGAGUUGAUGGCGAUGUACAACACAAUACCAAAAAAAAAUUACAUACAAUAACAACAUAUGCCAUGCAAUUCACUUAAUCCCACUCAAAAUUCAAACGCAUUCUGCAUGAUUUUGCAAACAUAUAAACUCCAAA
Messenger RNA from Teleopsis dalmanni, 3384 nucleotides. Its product is annotated as protein lingerer-like. Lineage: Eukaryota; Metazoa; Arthropoda; Insecta; Diptera; Diopsidae. Bases 262 to 3258 code for a protein of 998 amino acids. Gene Ontology annotation, molecular function: protein binding. Gene Ontology annotation, cellular component: cytoplasm; nucleus. The transcript has 13 exons. The record is from RefSeq and is a predicted model, not a curated record.